This is a messenger RNA of Rosa chinensis, 1399 nucleotides long. RefSeq lists its product as uncharacterized. The transcript is spliced from 7 exons. NCBI's taxonomy places the organism in Eukaryota, Viridiplantae, Streptophyta, Magnoliopsida, Rosales, Rosaceae. Bases 111 to 875 code for a protein of 254 amino acids. The record is from RefSeq and is a predicted model, not a curated record.
UAGGCUAGGGUGGGCCGUACACCUAUAUACAUGAACAGAAAAGGGAGCCAGAGGACAACCAAAAACCAAAAUAAAAAAACUUGACCCCCAAAGUCCCAAAGUCCAACUAUAUGUCGUCUCUGUCUUGGCGGGAACUCCGGGACCUGGAAUACGCAGGGCGCCGACCCGACCCGUUUGAAUCAUUGGGAUUCCGUUCGCCACCAGCUGCCGUUCUCCGCCGCCUCGCCCGGGAUUAUCAUACCGUGAAGAUUCCAGAUCCAUCGGCGGGCACUACUACUUCUACAUCUGCCUCUCCCUACCCUGAAGCACCCCUGGCUGCUCCCCUGACUCCUCACCCUUUAAGUUUUUUUGACGAUGCAUAUACCAUACAGAAGCUCCAAACAGAAAAAUGUAUGUAUUGUACAAAGGUACACGGUAUUGCAUCUUGCUCCUACACGAGACGUGUCCCAAAGAAUGCACCUGUUGGCCCUGGCUGUGAACUAGUUUGUAGGAUCUGUGAAAGUCCGUUUUCAGGCACCUGUUGUGGUCUAGAUGAAGGCCGUGCUAUUCUCAAAGAGUGCAUAAUUUGUGGAGCGUACGGUGACCACUGGCCUAGAUGGUGCCCACGCAACAAUCGAGUCGACAAGAAACUUUUGGACCUUCCUCCUGGUGUCUUUCACGUGGAUUUCUCACGCGGCACUAGUGCUCCUGCUUCGUAUUGUUCGGGAAAAGUUGAACAGAAGGAGCCUGCAAAGCCAGCUUCAGUUGAGAGCAAUGCUGUCAAAGAUGAUGACCCAGAGCCUGGAUCUAAGAGAAGAGCCCAAGCCUCUGCAUCAGCUAAAACUCCAGUUUCUGCUCAGAAGGCAAAUAUAGAUACUGGUACAUCCAGUUUUUGAAAUGUCAGUUUUUGCUGUUACUUUUGCCUGAUGUUUAAGGAGUUUGAGUCUUCAGCAUUGCCUUGUUGUGGUAAAAAGUUUCCAAUUUGUAUUAGAUAUCGAUGCUAUAGUCUUUUUCUAGAUUGUUGCUGAUCAGUUCAAUUUCUUCUUCUUCUUUUCUAACAAAUGGUAAGAAGGGUGCCCAGAGUGAUACACCACACCUUUCAAAGAAGGGAAAGACACCUGCUACUGAUAAAUCGAAGGCAGCAACUCCGAAGUCUGCUGGUGGUAAUUUCUUUUUUGUGUCCUGCAACAAUUCAUUUGGUUCUGAUGGUGGUCUUCAGUCUCACGAGGACAACGCUAGUGCUAAAAAGUAGAAUGGAGAUGUCGCUGAAGCACGGGCUUGUUUUUGAUAUAUAACAUUAUUGGUAUGGAGAGUAUAGGGGAGAUUAUGUUAAAAGGGUUUUGGCAUUAGCGGAUUGGCCUUGACGGUAUUACUGGAUGGUUUAUAUAUAAAUGAUUUUCAAGUAGGCGUUAUGUUUGAA